AUGCGAGACCCCUUCCAACUCAAAGUACAGCCAGUAGUACAUUACUCUAUCUCAGUCUGUGUGUUGCCUACCAGCCAUGGUUAGAUAUUGUGACAGAGCUACGGAUACAUAAAUACGUUAAUCAUAUCACAUACAGCACUUGGCGUUCCUGGCUGGGCCCUGUUGCACGCAAGGCGAAGUCAGCAAACGCUACUACGGAGGUCAUACACGAAAUGAACUACGCCUCUUAUCCGCAUCCUCCGACCUUGCUGGAACCCUCAUGAUGCUCGGCUUCAUCCACUUUACUAACUCCAUUCUGGCGAGCAGAAUCCCGAUUCUAGAAUAGGUUCAUUUCCUGUCUACCGGCUUGUUCCGUUUUGGACUUUUGUUAUGGUUGGCGUUGCGGCUACUGCUCUUGCCAUCUGCCAGCUUUCGAUCCCUUGCCCGAGAGUCUGGCGCCCCUAACCUCGUCGACCGUUAUUCCCCCCCACACCACGACAAGAUUGCCUGUUCGGGUAACUCUGGUCCGUGUCAAAGGAAACUUGAUCGACUUCGUCCCAUGUUAUAAAGCGCAACAUAAGCCUUUCUCUCCAAGGGUCUCCAUGAACGGUACUUCCCGCCACGGACUCUGUCUCUUCUCAAAUCAGUCCAUCGCCUAAAGGAUCGUCGGGACGUCAGACCCUUAACCCAGCUUUGCCGACUCAGGAUCUGCCAAAGAAGAGCCUCCGGUUCUCGUCCUUGGACGCACGGCUGGGUGGCAUGGCGAUUCGUUCUUGAGCGAGUGAGUGUCAAGGACUGGUUCUGUCAACUUCAUGGGUUGACCAAAUGGGGACAUUGCAUUAGGCUCUUCUGAGCUCUCCCCUUUCAGAAUAGUCACUUCGAACUGUUCCCAGUUAUUGCCCUUGCUGCCAAUCCCCAAAUGCUCAAACUCGGGCCGUUGAGCUUACCACAGCAUCACUAGCGGGUGUGUAGCAUGCUGUGAUCUCGGUUGCCGCAGGAUCAGGAUCAGUUCAGGGGGUGCCCCAGAGAAACGUUUGGGGGAUACUAAUCGUCUUCCACGUCAUCUCCCAUGCCGAGAAACCUCACUACGUUGCUGUCAAGAGUAAACAUGUUCGAUCGCAACCUCAUAUACGCCAGUUUCAGAUCAUGAUUGUCUGUGUUUAUGUCAUUCAAACACCAUGUCUCCUUUCAACUACUCUAAGGUGAAAACGUACAAGGACUAUCACGCGAAUCCUGCAAAAGACCAAAAUCCUUCUAGUGAAAUGCCGUUCAAAGGAUCUGCAGGCAAUCUUGAAGAUUCGCCGAGAGCAUAUCCUCUUUCUCAAGUAGGACGUCGCAAAGAUAAUGCUGUGGGUUGCGAGAAGAGUCAUGCGUCUGUUGCAAUCAAGUCGAGUUCGACGGCUAAAUAGGAUUACGGCCCGCAAUGUCGUAGAAAGGAAAGAUCGCGUGGAGAUGGUUGUCCGACUACCUGAUCUUGAUGCCAACCAUCUCACAAGAUGUGCAAUUGAUCACCCACACGCGAAAAGACGAUGUUUCCACUGGGUUUGGGAUGAUCUCCAGAUGCACCAUUGUGGCGGAGACACGUUAACUCUGCCAGGCUCAACAAGGCAGCUCAAAAGGGCAAGGGACGAUCAUGGGGGGAGAACCACCCCGAAGUUCAACACUGUCACAUUUCAGAUACCUCCUUGCUGACACCAACAAGUCUUGGGGGCAUUAGCCAGUCGACGACAGCGUUGCAGUCUUGUGAGACCGAAUCUCGAUGCUGGCAUCCCAAUGAUGCGCACCCUUCGCCGCUCACAACAGCCACUCGAUAGUCUCAACGCAACAUCAAUACCAGGGAGCUCUACGAUGUUUGCUGCCGAGCUAUUUAUGAACCCGCUGCUGGAGAUCGCUUGCGACCGACAUAUAACCCUGUUCGUUAUUAGCUAAACCCACCAACGACCUGGAGUGGUGUUGUUUCACAAGACUGCGACUACGGUAGGUAUUCGGACAUUUGACUACAAUCUGCCAUCAUCCAUGAUACACAAAUUGAAAAACAUGCACUAUUAGUCUCGGGAGCAGUUGGUUGGCAACCAGCGGAUGUCGGUCCUGGCCCCCUAUGUGUUUCAUUGGAAACAGCUAUAGCAACAGCCAUACCACUUCAGUUGCUGACGCCUCAAUUCAUCAAAGGGAGAACAUCGGUUUGGCGCUUACCACGGUCCGUUGACGGGAUUCUUCCGGGACCGUUGAAUGUGCCCCCUUGCUUAUGACUGGGAUUAUUUCCAUGUGGCUUACCACGCCGUUUGUGACUAUCAGUCAAAACCUUUCCGCGAAAAACAUGGUCUUGAGACAAUGCAAUCUUGACAAAAGUGAUGAAAACUAUUUGCCAGCCACCUCAUGGCAGGGCGUAGUAAGCAUCUGUGGAGUGCAGUCAAAAGACAACUCCAGUGGCAUGUGGUGAUGGAGAAGGGAAUGGUAUUGAACGGAUGCAACGUCUUGACACAUGUUAGCGCCAACUGCUAUUCAUAGCUGUCGAUCAUCACAGCCAUGGCUUGAAUGCAUUCCGAAGAUGUUUACCUAUGACUGGUGAGCGAAGCCAUAUUCGACGCUGAGAGAAAACUAGUCAUGUUUGGAGAACGAUUGGUACUCCAGUGAGAAAAUUUCGAAUCUCCCAUGUUUGAGUCUAAGCCAUGAAUCAUGUUUACUUUUGUUGGACAUUUUGCUCCCUGUUCAUAUGCGGUUGCUUGCCCCCAUCGUACGACCGUUUCAUAUUGCUUUUUCUCGAU
This is a messenger RNA of Fusarium odoratissimum NRRL 54006, 2744 nucleotides long. RefSeq lists its product as uncharacterized. The record is from RefSeq and is a predicted model, not a curated record. Bases 1324 to 1671 code for a protein of 115 amino acids. NCBI's taxonomy places the organism in Eukaryota, Fungi, Ascomycota, Sordariomycetes, Hypocreales, Nectriaceae. The transcript has 2 exons.